UGUCAACUAAAUUCCGGUAAUUUCCACACUCUUGUCCGUACUUGCCUAUAUAAACAUACACACCCUCAUAAAACAUAUAUCAAAAUUUCACAUUAUUGCUCGUCAUACCACACACUCAUAUAAACUCUUGACCUUUGUCUAACAACGAUCUAGGAGUAAACAUAUAUUAUAAUUUUCUGAUUUCUGUUUAUAUGGCUGAAGAGUUUCAAGCGACGGCAGCAAUUUGCGGCGGCGGAGGCAGCGCGUGGUGGAAUUCGCCGAGGAGCGUUAUGUCUCCUUCGGAUCAUUUCUUGUCGCCUUGCUUCGGAGCUGCAAUCACUUCCGAUGAUUUUGCCUCUCAAGAGAAUAAUAUCAAAUCUAGGAUGACUUGUACGGACAACAACAUCGUUUUCGGGCAGCGAGAGGCGGAUUCCGACAGUGGAGGAAGCACCGUGACGAUUGACUCGACGUUGCAAAUGAUGGGUCUAGGGUUUUCCUCAAACUCUUCUUCAGAUUGGAACCAAACCAUUUUACAAGAAGACUUAAACUCAAGCUUCAUAAGGAGCUCACAAGACCAAGAUCAUAGCCAAGGAUUCUUAUCUACAACUACUUCACCUUAUCUUCUUAAUCCGGCUUGUUCUUCAUCAUCAUCAACUUCUUCUUCCUCGAGCUUGUUACGAAGCUUUUAUGAUCCUGAACCGAGUCCGUACAACUUUGUCUCCACCACUGGUUCUUCAAUCAACGACCAUCAACUCUCUUGGGCUAAUAAGACAACUAAUCAUCAUCAAGCUGCUUAUGGACUAAUUAACAACUUCUCUAACAACACAAACUCUCAACCCUUUUGGAGUUCUAACUUAAACAACACGACGCAAAACAGUUUUGUCACCACUCCGCAGAUAAUCUCUACUCGUGUUGAGGAUAAAACUAAGAAUAUGAAGACAAGAGGUCCGAGUGAGUCUUUGAAGAAAGCAAAAGAUAAUGAAUCUGCGUCGAAGAAACAGAGAGUUACCACGCCUUCACCAUUGCCAACUUUUAAGGUGAGAAAAGAGAAUCUAAGGGACCAGAUUACUUCAUUACAACAGCUAGUUUCACCUUUCGGAAAGACAGAUACUGCAUCUGUUCUCCAAGAAGCUAUAGAGUACAUCAAGUUCCUCCACGAUCAAGUCACUGUUCUAAGUACUCCAUACAUGAAACAAGGUGCCUCAAUCCAACAACAACAACAGAUAUCUGGCAAAUCGAAUAUUCAAGAUGGAAACGAGAAUCAAGAACUAAGAGCACACGGCCUGUGUCUCGUCCCGUUAUCAAGCACUUUUCCGGUGGCAAAUGAAACAACCGCCGAUUUUUGGACACCAACAUUUGGUGGAAACAAUUUCAGGUAGAGAAAAUGGACAUAUACCACACGGUUCUUUAUUAGCAUCAAAAUACUAAUUAAUAAUUGUUAAAUAAUAAUAAACAAAAGAGUAAAAUUCGCAAGUCAUGAUCAAAGAUUGAAUCAUUACUUGGAGAAAAAGUAGAGAUGGAAGAAGGAGGUGACUCUUCAAAGGUGGGCAGAGGCAACAAUGGUGCUGGAGGGGACCAACUACAAAAGUAUGAAUGAUUUAGGGCUUAGAAAAAUGGGAUUAUCUAUCAUAAACCAAUAGGGUCCAUUUUAGGAAAAAACAUGUAUAUAUAUAUAAAUAUAUAUAAUGAUGAUAAUAAUUAAGCUAAAUUUGUUUUUAAUUCUAUUUAGGUGAUUAAAGAGAGAAGGUUAUGGUUGUCAAGACGGAUGGGAACAUAUGCUAAAUUCAGCUUGAAGACUCUAAAGCAUGACAAUAAUUUUAAUGUAUUUUCUUCUUCUUCUUUUUUUUUGUCUUUUAAUUCACUAUUUCGUAGGGAGGUUAUUGCUGAAUUUAGCAGAUAUGGGUUGUUUUUAUGUUGAAGAACCUUUUGUUCCUGUCUUUGUUCUUGAAUAUAAAUAUACAUAUUUUUUUGCCGUUGGUGC
Molecule: messenger RNA, 1960 nt
Organism: Thlaspi arvense
Lineage: Eukaryota; Viridiplantae; Streptophyta; Magnoliopsida; Brassicales; Brassicaceae
Source: the annotation of a GenBank genome assembly